AUGAGUUACAUCCAGAGGCCCUUCGGACUUGCGGCGCCUCCGCGAGCCCCUGUCGGGGGCCGGCCCCCAGGCCGGGGCACGGAGCGCGGCCGCAGGCGGGCUGGCGCCACGAUUGGCCGCGGCGGGCAGCGCUCGGUGGGCGAGCCCGGCCCGCGGGGCGGAAAGGAAGUGGCGGCCACGGCCGCGCACCAACCACGUUCGGCCGGCGGGCGAAUGCCACUCGGCGCCCAGAGCGAGCCGAGGCGGGUCAGGCCCAGCGCGCCAGGCCGGCCCGGGGGCGCCUGCGGGGACCCGGAGGCGCCCGGCGCUAGGCCGCGGCCGGGGCGGAUGACCCCCCUCCGCGCGGCGCCCUCCCGGGACGCGCCGCCGGAGCCCCCCCGCGCGCCUGGACAAGUGCGGCGACAAAGCCCCGGGGCCGGGCCGGACGCUGGCCGGCGGGAAGGAGGUCGCGGCGUCCCUCCGGAGCGGCGGUGGCGGCAGCGGCCCAGCUCCCAGGAAGCCGGGCGUGCCGGCCAGGCCCGGCGCCCACCCCCGCUCGGAGCCCGCCCGCCGCCUCCGGCCGCUGGCACCCGACGCCCGCGACCGUUCCCCGAGUCCCGCGAGCGGACGAGCCCCGGGCCCGCCGCGGGGCGCCCCCACCAAGUUUCCUCCGGCCGCGGCGCGAGGCGCCUCUCCCGGCCGGGGCGCCGGGCGCGGGGCGCAGGCAGCCGGGCGGACGGCGGGCUCCGGCUUCUUUACGCAGGAGCUGCCGGGAGAGAGGCGCCGCCGCCGGACCCCGAGAAGGACCCGCUCCCCUCCUUCGGAUCCGGUGGCCACGGCCCUCAGCAGCCCCAGUAG
This is a messenger RNA of Hyaena hyaena (striped hyena), 837 nucleotides long. Its product is annotated as basic salivary proline-rich protein 4-like. The transcript has 3 exons. NCBI's taxonomy places the organism in Eukaryota, Metazoa, Chordata, Mammalia, Carnivora, Hyaenidae. The coding region runs from base 1 to 837 and encodes 278 amino acids. The record is from RefSeq and is a predicted model, not a curated record.